This is a messenger RNA of Gastrolobium bilobum, 1434 nucleotides long. RefSeq names its product glyceraldehyde-3-phosphate dehydrogenase GAPC1, cytosolic-like. Lineage: Eukaryota; Viridiplantae; Streptophyta; Magnoliopsida; Fabales; Fabaceae. Gene Ontology annotation, molecular function: oxidoreductase activity, acting on the aldehyde or oxo group of donors, NAD or NADP as acceptor; NAD binding; NADP binding. Bases 129 to 1154 code for a protein of 341 amino acids. The transcript is spliced from 12 exons. The record is from RefSeq and is a predicted model, not a curated record. Gene Ontology annotation, biological process: glucose metabolic process.
UGCGGUCUUUACCUCAUUACUUAAAUAAAACCCUGCUUCACGCUUCUCUUCUCAUUUCCUCUCACCCACUCUCUCUUCUUCCUACUCACUCCACAGUACCUCGCUUUCACUCUCCUUUUUCUGCACUCAUGGGCAAGGUCAAGAUCGGAAUCAACGGAUUUGGAAGAAUCGGCCGUUUGGUGGCCAGGGUUGCUCUGCAGAGAGACGAUGUUGAACUCGUUGCCGUCAACGAUCCUUUCAUUUCCACUGAUUACAUGACCUACAUGUUUAAGUAUGACAGUGUUCACGGCCACUGGAAACAUACCGAUGUAACCGUCAAGGACGAAAAGACUCUUCUCUUUGGUGGGAAGGCAGUUGCCGUGUUUGGACACAGAAACCCUGAGGAGAUCCCUUGGGGUGAGACUGGAGCUGAUAUCAUCGUUGAGUCCACCGGAGUUUUCACAGACAAGGAGAAGGCCGCUGCUCAUUUGAAGGGUGGUGCAAAGAAGGUUAUUAUUUCGGCCCCAAGUAAGGAUGCUCCCAUGUUUGUCGUUGGUGUUAACGAGCACGAGUACAAGUCAGAGCUUGAUGUUAUUUCUAAUGCUAGCUGCACAACCAACUGCCUUGCUCCACUUGCAAAGGUUAUUAAUGAUAGGUUUGGCAUUGUUGAGGGUUUGAUGACCACUGUUCAUUCUAUAACCGCCACCCAGAAAACUGUUGAUGGGCCAUCCAGCAAAGACUGGAGAGGUGGAAGAGCUGCUUCAUUUAACAUCAUUCCUAGCAGUACUGGAGCUGCCAAGGCUGUUGGGAAAGUUCUUCCUGCUUUGAAUGGAAAAUUGACUGGAAUGGCAUUCCGUGUUCCUACUGUGGAUGUCUCUGUUGUUGAUCUCACAGUGAGGCUGGAGAAGGCAGCCACCUAUGACCAGAUUAAAAGUGCUAUCAAGGAAGAGUCAGAGGGCAAGUUGAAGGGAAUUCUUGGUUACACUGAAGAUGACGUAGUCUCCACUGACUUCGUCGGUGAUAACAGGUCAAGCAUUUUUGAUGCGAAGGCAGGAAUUGCUUUGAGUCCUAAUUUUGUGAAACUUGUGUCAUGGUAUGACAACGAGUGGGGUUACAGCACCCGCGUGGUUGACCUGAUUGCUCACGUUGCCAAGAUUUCAAAGAUUUCAAACUAAAGUGGUACUGCAAAUUAGCCAGGCCUACAUAUGAAUACCGUAUGUUUAUGUCUAGCUGCAAUUUAGCUUCGUGUUCAUGUUAAAAUGAGUAGUCUGAAUAAACUGGUUUCCAGAACCAGUGGUGUUGCUCUCUGGGGAAUGUUAACUCUUUUUUUUUUUUUUUUGGCUUUUUUGCUGCCUCUCGUGGAGGGGAUGGAGUUUUUGGAUUUUUAUAUAUUCGCUGAUGUACUUGGAUUUUAUCUGUUGUGAUGGAAGAUGAUUUGCCAUCCUCUUUUUUUCA